Messenger RNA from Parnassius mnemosyne (clouded apollo), 3045 nucleotides. NCBI's taxonomy places the organism in Eukaryota, Metazoa, Arthropoda, Insecta, Lepidoptera, Papilionidae. The record is from the annotation of a GenBank genome assembly.
AUGCCGCAUCAAACUCAUCGACGUUCUAGUACCUCGUUAGUUUUACGACGACCCAGCACUCAACACAGUACGGAUACAGCAUCCCAACUUAACCUCCUUAAAGAAGAGACGCACACCGGCGACCACUUCCUUAGUCCUGCUCAGUUGGAGGUAGUAUACAGAACUAAUAUAACUAAUGGUCUCACUGAAAGUUUUGCUGCAGAAUUGUUAAAAAAUUAUGGGCCGAAUAAACUGAGAGAGUUAAAGGGCACGAGUUACUGGAAAAUAUUUCGCCGUAACCUUUUCGGUUGGUUUCAAUGUGUUCUUUGGUGCGGUGCUAUACUUAACUUUAUCGGUUACUUCUUCUCCGACGUCAUAGACGCUGAAACUGGCGGACAUUCCGGUAACGAGUAUUUGUAUUUGGGUUGCGUUAUAACAGCAACUAUUGUUGGAACCGGCUUAUUCGGCUUUUACCAAGAAGCAAAAAACAUGGCAGUGAUGAGUGGAUUCGAGAAAAUGGUCCCACCGGAUGCGGUUGUAAUUCGUGAUGGAUUAAAGAAAAUAAUACCUAAUAGUGAUGUAGUUAUUGGUGAUAUAGUUGAGAUGACAGGCGGUGAGAUAGUUCCUGCUGAUGUUCGUAUUUUGAGCUGUACCAACUUUAUGACUGAUAUGGCUUCUUUGACCGGCGAAUCUGAAGCAAUAAAGCAUACUCCGGAGUGUACACAUAGCAAUCCAUUGGAAUCUAAAAACAUGGCCUACUUCGGCUGUCCGAUAAUAGAAGGUUCUGCCAAAGGUGUCGUGGUAGCUACAGGUGAAAUGACGCAAAUUGGAAAAAUUGCUGGACUGGUAACAGGGUUGGAAAAAGAAGAAACGCCUAUAGCAAAAGAAAUAACGCAUUUUAUAAAACUUGUUUGCGGUGUAGCUUUUACAUUCGGUCUUAUAUUCUUUUUGAUGGUCUAUUUCGUCCAAGGUAGCUGGCUUUCUGCUAUGCAAUAUAUGUUGGGUAUAAUUUUAGCGAAUGUGCCGGAAGGUUUGAUAGUUACACUUACUGUCUGUAUGACACUAUCAGCUAAACAAUUAAAGAAAAAGAACUGUCUAGCGAAAACUUUGCAAGCUGUCGAGACUUUAGGCUCAACAUCAUGUAUCUGUUCGGAUAAGACGGGUACUUUGACGGAAAAUCGAAUGACUGUUGCCCAUCUAUUCUGUAAUUUCACAAUUUAUGAUAAUAAUGAUCAUGUACACGUUUCUGAACUGCCUUAUUCUGAAUUAUGUUUGGCUGCAUCUCUUAACCUAAAAGCUGUUUUUGCUCAUGAUACUUUAGACUUGCCAAUUGAAAAAAGAAAGAUCUUAGGUGAUGCAUCAGAGUCGGCAAUAUUAAGAUAUAUGGAGCUCAAUCGCUCUGCUACACAAACACGUGAAAUGAAUCCCAAGGAAGCGGAAAUACCUUUCAGUUCCGCAUAUAAAUAUCAAGUCACUAUUCAUCGUAUGCAGGCAACUCAGAGUUAUUAUUUGAUUAUGAAAGGGGCUCCUGAGAUAGUAGUUGAGUAUUGUGCAAACGUGUUAACUGAUACCGGGCCUACUAUUCUUACUCCACAUCUAAAAAGAGAAUUAAAAGCUAAUUUUAUUAAAUUAGCCAAUAUGGGCGAGCGAGUUAUUGGAUAUUGUGGUAAUAAAUUACCCGUAGAAGCGUAUCCACUUGGUUAUAAAUUUGAUGCUCAGAAACGAAACUUUCCCGUCGAAGAUUUAACGUUUAUUGGUGCAAUAUCUAUGAUCGACCCUCCCAGAAAAGAUAUUCAGAAGUCUAUCGCUUUAUGUAGACAAGCGGGUAUAAGAGUUAUGAUGGUUACUGGAGAUCAUCCAGUUACUGCCCUGGCUAUAUCGCGCCAGUGUGGUACUAUAACGCAACCUACAGCUUAUGAUUAUGCUUUUGAGCACCAUAUUGAAUUAGCUGACGUACCUCCUUACAUAAAAGAUCAAUUUAGAGCCGCCGUUAUUACUGGUGAUGACCUUAGAAAAAUGAGUGUUAACGAUUUGAGGGCAGCAGCAAAUAAAUACGACGAAAUUACAUUCGCUCGGACCAGUCCGCAACAGAAACUUUUUAUUGUGGAAACUUUACAGUCUUUGAAACAUGUUGUAGCUGUUACCGGAGAUGGUGUUAACGAUUCCCCAGCACUGAAGAAAGCUGAUAUUGGUAUAGCAAUGGGUAUCACAGGUACAGAAGUAUCUAAGCAAGCUGCUGAUAUGAUUCUUUUGGAUGACAAUUUUGCAUCUAUUGUGUUAGGAAUAGAAGAAGGAAGACGAAUCUUCGAUAAUUUGAAGAAGACCAUCGCUUACACUCUGACAUCUAACACCCCUGAAAUGUUACCUUUCGUUCUUUACGCAAUUUUUGGAAUGCCACUGCCUAUAACAUUGAUUUUAAUUUUAGUUAUUAACGUUGGAACCGAUUUGUUGCCCGCAAUGAGCUUGGCCUAUGAAACCUCUGAAGAGGAUAUUAUGUCGAUUCCGCCACGAAAGCCGACGGAUCAUCUCGUUAAUAGAGUGUUAAUCUUCAUGGCGUAUUUUCAGGUAGGAUUAAUUCAAUUCUUCGCAGGGAUGUACGCAUAUUUUACUGUGUUCGCCUCCCAUGGAUUCUUUCCUUCCAGUUUAAUGUUUGUUCGUCGCGAUUGGGAAUCACCUUCCAUUAACGUAAGAGACACGUUAGGACGGGCGUGGUAUUAUUUUGAUCGUAAACGAGUGGAGAAGAAAGCGCAGACUGCUUAUUUCGUGGCAGUUUGUUGGACCCAGAUAUCCGACGUAAUUAUUUGUAAGACAAGGCGUAUUUCAAUAAUUAAGAAGGGUAUGAGAAAUCAUGUUCUUAACAUAAGUAUUUUAGUGAAUUUGAUUGCAGCACUUUUCGUGACUUAUUUUCCAUUGUGCCACGAAAUUUUUAAUACCGAACCACUUUUGUGGUAUGAUUUCUUUUUGGCUUUACCAUUCAUGGUGUUCAUGGUAAUUGGUGAUGAAGUUAGACGCUACAUUAUUAGAAACAAUAUAUCUAAAUGGGUGGAGAAGGAAACUUACUAUUAG